Hyaloscypha bicolor E is the source of this 459-nucleotide messenger RNA. RefSeq lists its product as uncharacterized. The transcript is spliced from 2 exons. Lineage: Eukaryota; Fungi; Ascomycota; Leotiomycetes; Helotiales; Hyaloscyphaceae. The coding region runs from base 1 to 459 and encodes 152 amino acids. The record is from RefSeq and is a predicted model, not a curated record.
AUGUCUGCCCCUCCCAGCCUGAGAUACCAAGCGAGCAUCUAUAGCACCCAUUCCCACAGCCACCCAUAUCGAUACGGAUACAGAUCGAAUCGCAAUACGAGUCUUGAGCAGUUGGUCCCAAAGAAGAGAGUGCGGUUUGACGGGAAAGCUCCGCCAGCCGACCGAACACACAAGUCGAAGCCAAGGAUGUCUGCAUCUGAGGACGGUGGGAUUACCAUUGAGCGGAAAAAGAGCUAUGGCAUUGGUGGUGCGGGAAACAUUCGGCGACCUUCGGAUGUGAUAUAUCCCGUUAGGUUGAAUGCGGACGGCACAAGACGGCGAUCCAGUGUCUUCUCCACCAGCCCAGAUGGCAAACGCGCCGGCAUCAUGAGUUUCUUCAGGAGGAGCAGUUCGCAGAGUGAAGCGUCGAAUGGAGCUCCGGAAAGAGACCCAGACGAAAACGCAAAUGGACGAGGGUAG